AAAAAAAAAAAAAAGGUUGACAGUCCAAUAGGUAGAAGAGUGCGAUUCUUCUUACUUCUUCUCCGCCCUAAAACGAAUCAAACUCUGCUUACUGUCCUCUCUAUCGUUCGAUUCAUUCACCAUGUACAGAAACGUUUCUUCACGCCUUAGAGCUUACAGGGCUCGUUCGUGCAAUAGAGUACCUGCCACUACCCGAUUUGCAAGUUCAAGUUCUGUUUCCCCGAAACAAUCCUCAUCUGCUUUAGGUGGUUUGUUUGGAUGGCUCACCGGAUCAUCCACUCCUUCGGCGCCCCCUCUAGAUUUCCCACUUCCCGGUGUUACUCUUCCCGCUCCAUUGCCUGAUCAUGUCGCGCCCGGGAAAACCAUAAUUACUACGCUCCCAAAUGGAGUUAAAGUCGCCUCUGAAACAUCACCGUCUCCUGCUGCUUCAAUAGGUCUAUAUGUCGACUGUGGUUCAAUCUAUGAGACCCCAUUAACUUUUGGGGCUACACAUUUGCUCGAACGGAUGGCCUUCAAGACCACUGUAAACAGGAGUCAUUUUCGUGUGGUUCGUGAGGUGGAGGCUAUUGGUGGCAAUGUGCAGGCCUCAGCAUCUAGAGAGCAAAUGGGUUACACAUUUGAUGCUUUGAAGACCUAUGUUCCUGAAAUGGUGGAAUUGCUUGUUGAUAUUGUGAGGAACCCUGCAUUUCUUGAUUGGGAGGUCAAUGAGCAGCUUCUGAAAGUGAAGGCUGAGAUCGGUGAAGCUUCCAAAAACCCUCAAGACUUGCUAUUGGAAGCAAUUCAUUCUGCUGGUUUUGCUGGUGCCUUGGCUAAUCCUCUUUUAGCCUCAGAGUCAGCCGUAAAUAGACUAAAUGGCACACUUCUCGAAGAAUUUGUUGCUGAAAAUUAUACUGCACCUCGAAUAGUACUUGCAGCUUCUGGUGUUGAGCAUGAGGAAUUGUUAUCCAUUGCCGAACCUCUUUUGUCCGAUUUACCCAGUGUUCCACGUCCUGAAGACCCAAAAUCAGUAUACACAGGCGGUGAUUAUCGUUGUCAAAGUGAAACAGGGAGGACCCAUUUUGCUCUUGCAUUUGAACUUCCUGGCGGCUGGCAUAACUUGAAGGAUGCUAUGGUUUUGACUGUUCUUCAGAUGCUAUUGGGAGGCGGUGGAUCAUUCUCAGCUGGUGGGCCUGGUAAAGGGAUGUAUUCGCGGCUGUAUCUUCGUGUUCUGAACGAGUAUCCACAAGUUCAUUCGAUAUCGGCAUUCAACAAUAUUUACAACAAUACCGGCAUUUUUGGUAUCCAAGUCACAACAGGUUCAGAUUUUGUGUCAAAAGCCAUUGAUAUUGCAGCUAAUGAGAUUCUCACAGUUGCUACUUCUGGACAAGUCGAUCAGGUACAACUAGAUCGUGCCAAACAAGCUACGAAAUCUGCCAUUUUGAUGAAUUUGGAAUCCAGAAUGGUUGUUUCAGAAGAUAUAGGAAGACAAGUUUUGACAUAUGGUGAAAGGAAACCUGUGGAAGAUUUUUUGAAAGCAGUGGACGAAGUAACUUUGAAGGACAUCGCUUCAAUUUCUCAAAAACUCAUUUCGUCACCUCUCACAAUGGCAUCAUAUGGAGACGUUUUAUACGUUCCAAGCUACGAAUCAGUGAGCAGUAAGUUCCGUUCAAAGUGAGACUGUAGACUGCUAUUUUAUGCAUCAUAUCGAUUCUUCUUGUACGACUAAAAAAUGUAUAAUUAAGUCCAAAUCUUAUAUAUCCUUGUUGUUGUCAAUAAAUUUGUGAAUGUGCGCAGAAAACAUCUGCGUAUAUUGUUAUUUUUUGGUACACAAUCAUUAAAUUUUUAUUUCGUUUUCUAAGCUGA
This is a messenger RNA of Medicago truncatula (barrel medic), 1842 nucleotides long. Its product is annotated as mitochondrial-processing peptidase subunit alpha. Gene Ontology annotation, cellular component: mitochondrion. The transcript has 13 exons. The coding region runs from base 122 to 1654 and encodes 510 amino acids. Gene Ontology annotation, biological process: proteolysis. Lineage: Eukaryota; Viridiplantae; Streptophyta; Magnoliopsida; Fabales; Fabaceae. The record is from RefSeq and is a predicted model, not a curated record. Gene Ontology annotation, molecular function: metalloendopeptidase activity; metal ion binding.